This is a messenger RNA of Bemisia tabaci, 2559 nucleotides long. RefSeq names its product neurotrimin. NCBI's taxonomy places the organism in Eukaryota, Metazoa, Arthropoda, Insecta, Hemiptera, Aleyrodidae. Gene Ontology annotation, cellular component: neuron projection membrane. The record is from RefSeq and is a predicted model, not a curated record. Gene Ontology annotation, biological process: synapse organization.
AUCAUCCCCGAAAACAACCGCCCGAUCCGGAGCGCGCCGGUACCCUCGCGAAUUCCACAAGGAAAUACCGCGGAGUUCUCGAAAAAAAAAAUUCGCCUUUGAUACCUCGUCACCCAGAACGGUACCUUCGCGGACUCCGUAAGGAAUUACCGCGGAGUUCUCGAAAAAAAAAAAUUCGCCUUUGAUACCUCGUCACCUGGAACCUUACCUUCGCGAAUUCCGUAAGGAAAUACCGCGGAGUUCUCGAAAAAAAAAAUUCGCCCCUAAUACCUCUUCACCUAUAACGGCGUGUUUUUGUCACAGCACGUUGAACGAAUUUGAUCACGCCAUUUUUCGUGUUGUGCAUCGUGCUUUCGUUCGGUGUUAAAUUUUUUAAUUGAAAAAAUUCGCAGCGACUAUCUGGUGAAAAAUUUACGCGCUAAAAUUGAUUCUUCUUUCAGUGGUGCGAGAUCGCUUAGUGGCCAGUUUAUAAACGCCCUCAAGUUUGCAUCAUUUAUACUCGACGGUGUCUUUUCAGUUCUGAAACCGGAAAUAAUUACUUUUGAGGUGGUUUUGAAUUUAAUUGAUAUGUGCGAAAAUGUGACAGUUCCUUUUGUAUCGGGAACGAGCGGUUGAGUUUUUAGAUUUAAUGCUAUGAAUGUGUAUUUCGUAGAUGAAAACCGAAUCAUAUCAUCAGCCUUGCGUUGCUCAUUGCUUUAAUUAAAAGGCUCUCCUACUGUUGUGUGUUGAUCGAUGGAUAUAUCGAAAGCAUAAAAUAUAUGUAAGAAAACUUUCGGAAGCGCAAAUUGGAUGCAGCGUACCUAAUCUCAGUGUUUCCUGCCGUCCCGUAUUUCAAAAUCGGAUCCAUCGUUUCCUCGAAACUUUCGUUUUUGAUGUUCCAAUGUAGAUCCGUUUUAGUGAAUAAUUGCAAAUUCAUCGGGAAUUUUUUUCUCUCUAUCUCUUAUUAGCGUGACUCCCCCGAUCACGAUUGUGUGGCUGUGCGGUUUCCGAAAAAAAUAAGCUCAGUGCUCAAAUUGCUCUAAAAUCGUUUUAUAAUAUCUUUUACUUUCGUGAGAAGUGAUCAAGCCCUCUGCUUAAACUUAUUCUAUUUCAAGGAUUCGCACGUUGCGAGUGGUGUCAUAGUUUCGGCUUAUUUAAGUUACUUUUAUUGCUGUAUUUUGCUGUGUCCACGCUUCAGCUCUCUUCAGAGAGGUCUCGACGAUUUUUCUUGGAGAUCCUAACUCAGACUACGGUGUCCGAGGUGCUCGGGGAAUGAGAUGGGGUGCGUGCGACGACUUGGUGACGUCACGGGAUUAAAAUCAUCAGACUAAUGGAAUCGGGUGGGCUCGGGCUGGGCCCGGAUUUAAAUGAACUCUUGGCCGGAGUCAUUAGUUUGAAUUAAGGGGCAUGAGAUAUGUGCCGCUGGAGUUGCUCCGUUGAGUGCCUUGGUCGCCGUCGCCGUCUCCGUCCCGGAAGCGGAGCCCUCGCCGCGGGCCCCGGCGCCCCCGGCCCAGCCAAGGGUUGAGCAAGGAACCAGAAACCACCAGCCAUGGUCUCCUCCACGCCCUCCUACCUCUUCCUCCUCGUCAUUUUUCUACUCUCCUUCUUCGUACCCGACAAUGUGUCGGGCGCUCAUCGAGAAACUAACAAAAAUGCCAAUCAAAUAUCACAGGACAGCCAAGAAAGGCGGAACCAUCCAUACUUCGAUAAGUCUGCAUCCAAGAACGUCACAGCCCUGUUGGGCAAGACAGCCUACCUCAACUGCAGGGUCAAAAGCUUGGGCAAUAAAACAGUUUCGUGGGUGCGACACCGAGACAUCCACCUUCUCACUGUCGGAAGGUACACUUACACGAGUGACCAGAGGUUUCGAGCGGUGCACCAGCCACACAGUGAAGACUGGACGCUCCAGGUCAAAUACCCGCAGCAUAGGGACACCGGCAUCUAUGAGUGUCAGAUAUCCACGACGCCACAUAUGAGCCAUUAUGUUCAUCUCAACGUUGUUGAACCAAUGACUGAUAUUGUAGGUGCCCCUGACCUGUACAUAGAUCACGGCAGUACUAUCAAUCUGACAUGUGUAAUAAAAUAUAGCCCUGAACCUCCUGCCUACAUAUUUUGGAAUCAUAACGAUGCUAUUAUCAGUUACGAUUCACCGAGAGGCGGUGUCAACGUACUAACGGAGAAGGGUGAAACGACCGUGAGUUUCUUGCUUCUCCAGAAAGCCAGGCCGACGGAUACCGGCCGCUAUCAGUGCAAUCCUUCUAAUGCCCAGCCCAAAGCUGUUAUGGUGCACGUGUUGAAUGGUGAAUAUCCAGCCGCGAUGCAACACGGUGGCGAGGCGCAGUUGAGAGUCAGCCAGAAAUACUCUCUAUUAAUAUGUGUAUGCUUUUUCCUCCUGGUUAAGUAGCAAAUACUUGGUCACGAUUGUUGACUUUGCGAAAGAUCUCUUGUAAAUAUGCGUCUCCGCCUUUGUAAUAUAUAAUCUAUCUUUUUCAUUACUGUAUUCGCCGUUAUAUUGUUGUUUUAUUUUUAUGAAAGUUUAAUAGAAAAUGUAAAAUAAAUAAAUUUUGCCCAUAAAUAAGA